This is a messenger RNA of Lucilia cuprina (Australian sheep blowfly), 6136 nucleotides long. Its product is annotated as zinc finger protein hangover. NCBI's taxonomy places the organism in Eukaryota, Metazoa, Arthropoda, Insecta, Diptera, Calliphoridae. The transcript is spliced from 8 exons. The record is from RefSeq and is a predicted model, not a curated record. Bases 1 to 5541 code for a protein of 1846 amino acids. Gene Ontology annotation, biological process: regulation of transcription by RNA polymerase II. Gene Ontology annotation, molecular function: chromatin insulator sequence binding. Gene Ontology annotation, cellular component: chromosome.
AUGAAAAUUUCUAGCCAUGAUAACUUAUCAUUACGUAUCUGUCAUGCCUGCAUAAGUUACCUUAACUCUUGGCAGUCCUUUAAGAAUCGCUGUCUAGCCGCACAAGUCAAACAGCGUACAUGGCUAGAGGAAAAACAUUCAAACAAAUCUGCGGAACAGCAUCAUCAUCAACAAACAGCAGAUAAUCAUUAUGAUGAUCAACAGCAGCAACACCACCACCAGCAGCAAGAAGAACAACAACAACAGUCAUUGGCUUCUUCCAUAUUGGAGGGAAUAUCAACGCUAAAAAAACGCAAAUCUUUAACAGUCUAUGUGAGUCCUAAAACGCAACAAACUAAACAGCAACAAGAAAAAUUAUUACAAAAACAGCAACUAAAUAUUCUUAUGCCGUUAACAAAACGUCACUAUACCAAACAUAAAUACAAUACGUCUCAGCGACAAACGCAAAGUCAAACAACGCAUACAGCAUCAAAUACGACGUCGUCCACAACACCGCAACAUGUACAAGCGUCCGCAACAUCAUCGUCGACAUCCUCUAGUAAAACUAAACAUAAAGCGGACAAAAAACAAUUGUCUGCUAGUGCUACUAGUUCUCCCAUACAACAAUCAUUCGUUAUGCCAGCAGUACCACCACCACCUCUUACUCCUAGUGUAACUGCUACAAUAACCACUUGUACCAUAACGGCACCGUCAACAGUGACAACUACUGCAACGGCUAUCACAACAACAAACAGCUCAACACUAACUACUGCAAUGGUGGCUAGUAGUAGCAGCAGUAGUAGUGCUACUGUUACCACUACUGCCACUGCUAAGGUUGCUGUUAGUUCGGUGGCUGGUGCUGGUUCUAGCGAUGAAUGUUUGUUGGAAGGAUCUGCGGCAUCCUCCUCGUCAGCAGCUUGUACAAGUGCUGUUCAACAAUUGCGUUUGUUUAGACGAUACUCCUAUAAUCCGUUACCUGCAGUACAAAUAAAAGACGAACCACUUGAGGCGGAUGAUGAUUAUAAUGGAGCUAAACAACAGCAGCAACAUGAUGAAUCAGAUGAAAUGGUAGUAGAUCCAACUAUGUUUUUAGAACGAACCGCUGAUGAGGGAGAUUUUAUGGAAUCCACUUCCAACUAUGACUAUGAUGUGAUAAGACCACCAGCCGAUUUAAAGCCUUUACCAGCUAGUACUACCAUACGUAUGAGUACUAAAGAUGCUGCUUGUCGUGCUUGUAAUUUGAAAUUUUCAACACGAGCCAAUGCCAGACGUCAUGAAAAAAAUCUACAUCCCAAUCUCUUUGAGACGCUAGAGGAAAAUGAUCAAUCUAUAAAUAAACAAACCGCCGCUUUAAAUGCCUCCUUAGAACUGCAACGUGCUGUAGCUGCCGCUGUGGCUGCCGAUGCUUGUAAGUUAUCCAGUGGCGCCGUGAUAACACCACAAAAAUAUCGACAAGAAGUUGUUAAUGCUUUUAAUAACAGUGAAUUUGGUUUUGAUUAUGAUAAUCCCGAAAAGUAUCGUGAACUUUUGACCGAUGAGAAAAUUGUUUUCCUACAACAAAACGAUGAAUUCCUAAGACAAUAUCAAAAUAUGACUUGUCGUUGUUGUAAUAAAUACUAUUCAACCUAUAAGAAUUUCAUGGCUCAUAUGCGUAAAAAGUACCUAACAUUACCCAGAAAUUGUUGUUUCAAUUGUCUGAAAUUGAAUGAUUCCAAAGCAUUGUUUAUAUCUCAUUUGAAAAAGCGCAACUGUAUAAAUCUACACAAAGUACUGCAUAAUCUAAUGGCUAGAAAUGCUAAUUUUGCAGCAGCUGUUACCGCAACAGUAGCAGCCGCUCCCGAAAAGGUACGCGCCAAAGAAUUAUUGGUCAAUAAAAUGUACGAGUGUAAACUUUGUCCUAAAACUUUCCGUUUAAAAUUGGAAUUUCGUUCACAUGUCUAUGAUGAACAUGCUGAUGUUCAGCGUAAAGAUGUUAGCAGUACUCAGUGUUGUUAUUGUGCCGUUGAUAUUGAAGAUCCUGCAGAUCGUAAACGUCACUACAAUAAUAUGGAUUGUAUUGUUACUUUACGUUGUGUUACUUGCGAUACAAAACAUGAAACUCAACAAAAGUUUAUGGAACAUGUACAAGAAAAGCAUUUGGCCAAUUUUGGUGAACAGACAAAAUUCUUAUUAAGUGCUGAUAAUUCGCCGAGUAAAAUGAUGGGAGGAGCAUCCUCAGCCGAUGACUCACGCAGUGGUCACUUUAAUGUUUCGCUCAUUAAUACCACACCCAAAACACAAUAUUUCUCACGUAUGCCUCAGGCUUGUCCGAUAUGUGGUCAACAAUAUAACAACUACAACAAUGUCUUACGUCACAUGGAGUCUAAACAUCCCGAUCAAUUGCCACAAACCUAUAAAUGUGUAAAAUGUGGACAAGGUUAUCCUCGGCUAUCGAAUUUAAGAGAACACAUGGUUAGUGCUCAUGGAGCGGAUAAAGCACGACAUACUGGUUUCGAAUACAUAGUAAAUGCUGAUGCUGUUAAGGCAGCUGCCGGAUCUUCAGCAACCGCACCACAAAAUCCCUAUACAGGACGUUAUGAUUAUGUGAUGAAGGAUUUAAUGUCUAUAACAAAUGGUGGGACAGUUGUGGAUGAAGAUUGUGAAAGUGAAAAUGCUUCGAAGAAAAUGCGUUUGGAACCUAAUAUAGCGCUUAAUAAUAAUAAUGGAUCGGUAACUAAUGCUAGUCCUCGAGAAUGUUCGAUUUGUAAUGCUGUCUUUGCUAAUAAUAUUGGUCUAUCCAAUCAUAUGCGCUCUCACCAAAGUGCCCAAAAUAAUAAUUUUGGAAUUUCAUCUAGCAAAUCUGCGGCAGGAGGUAAUGCUGCUGUACAGUCCGCAGUGGGUGGACAGCAACAGAUAUUAAGAAAAUCUUUAGAACAGGCAGCCGAUAGACGUUUUAGACGUAUGCGUUGCCGCAUUUGUCAACGACGUUUCUCCUCCAAGAAAUCCUAUCGUUAUCACAUGCUCAAUGAUCAUCAAAUACGCAAUGUACAAUUUAUCAAAUGUAAACUCUGUGAUGCUGAAUUUGCCUACGAGAAGGGCUUGAAAGUGCACAUGUUUAAGAUACACAAUACUUUGCUCAAGGAUGAUAUGAUUAUUAAACAAUAUGAAUGUGAAAUUUGCUCCAUUGUCUAUCGUACAGAUGUCGAGUUGCAACAUCAUUUGGCCAAUGUACAUAAUAAACAAGGAGGCUCUUCCAAUAUAAAUGAAGACGAUGAUGCCUACAAUGCCGAUGAGUCUAUGGCUGCUGGUUUGGUGGAUAAUAGUUCGGUGGGAGCUGAUUUAUCGGGCAUUUCAACGCCGGUUAGUAAUGUGGGUUUGGGUGAUACCCAAGCGGGUCCUUUGUAUUGGUAUCAAUGUAAAUAUUGUCCCUCCAACUUUAAUACCAAUAAAAAAUUGGCCAUACAUAUCAAUUCUCAUGAUGAAUUUGAUUCCAAUGAUUAUUCUUGCAAAGAUUGUGGUAAUGUCUACAGUGGACGUAAAAGUUUAUGGGUUCAUCGCUAUAAGAAACAUCCUCAAAUACCCGAACCCUCAGAGUGUGUGAUGUGCAAGAAGGUAUUCUUUGAUGCUCAAAUGUUGGAACAUCACAUACCCUCCUGCAAUCGCAAACCUAUUACCCAGGCAGCCAGUGAAACUGCUACUGCUGUGUAUAAACACAAAACCGGAGACGAUGAAGAUGAUGAAGACGAUGAGCAAUCCCGUGAUGGUGACAAUACCCUUUCCAACGCCAUUAAUGCUACUGUGGGCAGUGCUAGUAAUUUGAAAAUAAAAUUACCAGAAGUUGCUUGCACUAUUUGUGGAGCCCGUUUCACGGACCAGGAUCUCUUUGCCAAACACAUUCAAAUGCAUGAAAUGGAAUUGUAUACUGAUAACCCCUUGGCGGCCAUGUUCGAUACUGGCCCCGCCGAUCCUAAUCAAUUCUAUAUGGAUCGUAUUAACGAUAAUGGCGAGUAUGCAUGCGAUUUGUGUGCAAAGACAUUUACACAAAUGACAGCACUUAAAGUGCAUAGGAAAUGGCAUUUCAGAGGUGAUAGCAAACAGAACGAAGCCGAUCAACAUAUGUCGAGCAACAGCAAUGUUCAACAACAACAGCAACAACUCAACCGAAACCAACAACUACAACAGCAAACACAACAUCAACAUCAGUCCAACAAAUCCAAGAUGGCGAUCAACCCUCAACAUCUACUGGGAUUACAAGCGGUGGGUCUAAUGCCACGUCAAUUUGCCAAUAUGGGCGGCGCCAAUCAUCGACCCCAGAAACGUAAACGUGAACUUAAGUGUCAAUAUUGUCCUUCAACCUUCAUCAGUAAUAACAAUUUGCGGCGUCAUCUCUAUGAAUUGCAUAAAAAUGAAAUGGGUCAUUUGCCGGAGCCACCAAGAAUUGAAUGUGAUCCUGCUAAUACGUGUGGUAGAUGUAAUAUUAAAUUUGAAACAAAAGCAGAAUGGAUUGAACAUAAAGUUGCAGAAGCUAGGGUCAUGAGACCCUAUGGACCAUUCCAGUGGGGUUGUGAUUUAUGUGGAGCAUAUGUUUCACGCAAGGAGAAAUUAAUAAAUCAUUUGCAUAAUCAUAUGAAAGAAGCAGUAAUAGUGCCCGUGGAACAUCCAGAGUCCAAUAAACAACAGCAGCAGCAACAGCCUCAGCAAGUUACAGCUCAAACAGCAGUACAAACUCAAAGCCAAAAUCCAACACAACAGAAAGUGGAGGGAGGCAGUGAUGUUAUGCCGGAAUUUAAAAAGAUUAAAAUACCUUCCUUGCCACGUAAACCCGAAGCCGAUGAAGAAGAAUCUAGGGAUAGUGUUAAAGAUCAAUAUGAUGAAGACGAUGAGGAUGAUGAAGAUGAAGAGGGAGAACAGGAGCAAGAGCAUGAAGCUGAUGUGGACAAUAAUAAUGAAGUUGAAAAGCAACAGUCACAGCAACAGCAGCAGCAACAACGACGACCUGCCGUAGAAGAAUUCGAUGAGGACGAGGAAGAAGAGGAAGAGGAACCUGUAGAAGGUGAAGAAUUUGAUGAUUUGGCCGUGGGAGCCCAGCAGACGGUAGGUGGUGAUGAAGAUGUUGAAGAGGAUGAUGAGGACGAUGACGACGAUGAAGAUGAUGACGAUGAUGACAGUAGUGAUGCUGAUGAUGAGGAUCCCUCUACCAACGAAGACACCAAUGAGGCCUCUAGUCUUAAGGGGGGAGUUAACAAACCACCUGAACUACCACAACCACGCAGUUAUAAUGACACCGAAGUCGAGGGUGAGGAAGAUGAUUCCGAUGAAUUCGAUGAUGAUGAAGAUGAUAACUCCUCAACUGAAAAUCGCAAACCACCCACCUCAUCAGUAGUCAAUAGUAAUGUGGUGGUAAAAUCACGUUAUUCCUGCGAUUUAUGUCAAGUGUAUUUCGAUUCACAGCAAGAACUGCAAAAGCAUGUUAAAAUGCAUUUUCUUAAUGGACCCGGUUCGGUAACACUAACCGAAAUCAAAUCCUCCAAAUCAUCAUCGAACAAAAGUCGCAGCAGUAGUAGUGAUGUUUUGGCCGUGUAGUCAUCAUAGAGAAUUUAUUUAUGUAUAAUUUAGAAUUCAAAGAAAAUGAAUAAAUGAUUUUUGUUACCAACAACCUAUCUUCUUAAAAACAUGUGCCAGUAGUUUAAAAAUACACUUCUAUUGCUUUCCCUUUAAUUAAUGAAAUCCAAAUGGAUAAAUGUACAAUAAUUCUUUUUAACAAAUUGCUACUGAAAAUAAGUAUUUUAACAUUUUUUCUUAUGAUUUUUGUUAUUCAUAUUAUUUUUAUUAUAUUCAACUAAAAUUAUAUCACUUUGAAUUGUUAUUCUCUCUUUUAAUUUCUUUUAACUUUUUUUCAAUUAUGUUUUCUUUUUUAUUAUAUUAUGUUUAUAUUUAUUCUUAACUUUUCGUUUGCUUAUAACUUAAUAAAUCUUCUAUAAAUAUAUACAUUAUAGUGUUAGAGUAUUAAUAAAACUAAUAAUUAAUGAAUAAUUUAAUUAAAUGCUUUGUAUGUAUCAAUUUUAAAUCGUUACUAUACUCUAAGCUACUUUCGGGUAUAUUAAGCUUUUGAAGGUUUAGCAACAAAAGCAUUCGUAAUACUUAUUAUACAAAAUACAAUAACAUUCAAAAUUUUGAA